Messenger RNA from Erpetoichthys calabaricus (reedfish), 13629 nucleotides. RefSeq names its product vacuolar protein sorting 13 homolog A (gene vps13a). Gene Ontology annotation, biological process: autophagy; protein targeting to vacuole; protein retention in Golgi apparatus. The transcript is spliced from 72 exons. NCBI's taxonomy places the organism in Eukaryota, Metazoa, Chordata, Cladistia, Polypteriformes, Polypteridae. The coding region runs from base 341 to 9913 and encodes 3190 amino acids. Gene Ontology annotation, cellular component: extrinsic component of membrane. The record is from RefSeq and is a predicted model, not a curated record.
CCGUGUGUCAAGUCAUAAACUGGUACAGAAGACAGUCGCCAGCACUCGCGGCUGGUAUAGUAGCUGCCGUUUAGGUUUCAGACGCUUCGAAGUGUCUACGCCUUGUAAAUUUCUUACAAAAGCAGGCUGGAGAUGCUGCACGUCCUGCUCCUCCAUACUUUCUGAGACGACCUACUCCCGCCUGUAUGCGACGGCACGCGCUGCCCACUGGGAACGCGUCGUGUUUCGCGAUAAGAGGCUGCAAAAGAGGAGGAGUCUGCGAAGACUGGAGCUGCGGCUUGUGCGAAUGUCUCGUGCUUUUCCAACUGCUAUGGUUAUUGAGGAGUAGACAGCGUGCAACAUGGUGUUUGAGUCGGUGGUGGUGGAUGUCCUGAAUAGAUUCCUUGGGGAUUAUGUGGUGAAUUUAGACAGUUCACAGCUUAAGCUUGGCAUAUGGGGAGGCAAUGCUGUUCUCAAAAAUCUUGAUAUUAAAGAAAAUGCAUUGAGUCAACUGGAUAUUCCAUUUAAAGUAAAAGCAGGCCACAUAGAAAAGUUGGAACUGAAGAUUCCUUGGCAAAACCUCUAUACUCAGCCUGUUGAAGCCACCCUCAUUGGAGUCUAUCUCCUUAUUGUACCUACCGCCAGUAUAAAAUAUGAUUCUGAGAAAGAAGAAAAACAGCUACAAGAAGCUCGUCAAAGAGAGCUGCAGAGAAUUGAAGAGACAAAACAGAAAGCUGCAGAAAGAGAAAACCCAAAGCAAGAAAAGCAGGACACAUUUGUUGAAAAGUUAGUAACACAGGUUAUCAAGAACCUACAGGUGAAAAUCUCAAAUAUCCACAUUCGAUAUGAAGAUGAUGUGACUAACCCAAAAAUCCCAUUGUCCUUUGGUGUUUCACUUCAGAACCUCAGUCUUCAGACUGCAGAUGCAAGCUGGAAUCCAUGUGUUCUUGAUCAAACAGCCAAGUUGUUCUUUAAGCUUGUUCGUCUGGAUAAUUUGUUUACUUACUGGAAUGUAAACUCAGAACUUUAUUCUAAUCAUGUUCCACAUGAAGCCCUGGAGAACUUAAAGCAUGGAAUUGCCUUGCACAACCUGAUUCCAGAAGGUUAUGAUUUUAUUUUUCGUCCCAUUUCUGCCAAGGCGAAACUUAAGAUGAACCCCCGCUCAGAUAUUGACUUUUCUUCACCCAAAGUGGACUUACAAGUGAACCUGCAGGAUAUUGCCAUAGAGCUCAGUAGACCACAGUAUCACAGUAUUUUGGAACUUCUUGGUUCAGUUGAUAGGAUGACCCUCAACUUACCUUACCGAAAAUACAGACCAGAUGUACCUGUACACUAUAAUGCAGUAUUAUGGUGGAAAUAUAUUAUUACUGGCAUUCUGGAAGUUAAUGUUAAACCUAGACUUAGGAUGUGGUCAUGGAAGUACAUACAUCUGCAUCGACAACAUGUGAAGGAGUACAAAGAAAAGUAUAAAAGAAAGAUAACAAACAAGGAGCCAAGUGAGCAGCUGUUGAAGUCCCUAAUGGAAUCUGAAAGAACAUUGGAUAUCUUUAACAUCACUCUUGCUCGGCAGCAAGCAGAAAUGGAGGCUUCAAAGGCAGGACUGAAAAUUUACAGGCCUGGAGUAAAGAUGGAUGAAGAGGAGUCUGGAGGAUGGUUUGGCUGGAUGUGGAACUGGUCGGGUGAAAAGAAAGAAGAUAAAGAGAUAAAAGCUUCAGGCUUUGAAGAACUGAUGACUCCUGAAGAGAAGACAAAACUGUAUAAGGCCAUUGGGUAUAGUGAAACAGCCAUUGACUCCACUCUGCCAAAAGAGUUUGAAGCCAUGAAAGUGUCUGUCCAGUUAAUAAGCAUGUCUGUUUCGAUUAAAGAGAACAAGAGUAAACCAGACUUACUCAGAGUCGUUGUUAUUGAUCUGGGAGCACAGUUGACUCAAAGACCUGGUGCACAAGCUGUUAAAUUUUCUUCAAAAAUAAGCACAUUUGAAGUAAUUGGACUAGAGCAGAACAAGACUAGCCCAAUGUUGCUAUCCCAAAAGACGAAAACGAAGGAUCAAGAACUUCUUAGUGUUUUGUUUGAAACCAAUCCUCUUGAUGAAUCUGCAGACCAGAGAUUAAGGGUUGAAUCACAACCACUGGAAAUUGUGUAUGAUGCUGUUACUCUGAACAGCUUGUCAGAGUUUUUUAGGCCUCCGCAGGAUGUACAUUUGGAUGAGUUGACUUCAGCCACUUUGAUGAAGCUGGAAGAGUUUAGAGACAAGACUUCAACAGGAUUAAUGUAUGUGAUAGAAACUCAGAAAGUGUUGGAUCUGAAAAUCAACCUGAAUGCUUCCUACGUUAUAAUUCCACAGACGGGUUUCUAUACUUCUUCUGAAAACCUUCUUAUCUUAGACCUUGGACAUCUGAAAGUAAAAAGUAAAAGUCGUAAGGAUCUUCCUCAGUUAUCCAUUGGACAUAGCAGUAUUGAAGACAUUAUGUCUCGGGCAUAUGACAGUUUUGACAUACAGCUAAGCAGUGUGCAAUUACUUUUUAGCAAGCCAGAUGAGAAUUGGAAGGAAGCUAGAAAUCUGAGAAAAUCUUCUCUUCAUAUUUUGGAACCAUUGGAUCUGAAAGUUGAGUUUAGCAGAGCAAUGGUUGCAACAGAUUCACGAAUGCCAAAGUUCAAGGCUUUUGGGGAGCUUCCUUUGCUAUCUUUUUGUAUAUCUGAUGAAAAACUAAGAGGAACACUUGCAUUAAUAGAUAGCAUCCCAAUGGCAAGCAGCACUCCUCCGGUUUCCCAACCCCAGAAUACUCCACAGGUUUUGAAGUACCCUGUUACAAUGACACCUCAGCUGGAAUUGCAUAGAGAAUCAUUAACUAAUCUACGAUCAUCAAUUGUUUUUGAGUCAGAAUCAGAAGAAGAAUUUUAUGAUGCUCCAAGUUCACCUGUAGAAGAUCUGCCUUUUUUUGAUGCUAAAACUGCUUCUUUGGAAAGAUCAAAUUCAAUUAAAAGAAAGCAGCUAAAGAAGCAGGAAUCCAUAAAAAAUAUGACAAGUUUACAAAUGAGGUUUGAAAUAAAUGUGGUUUCAAUACAGUUGUCUCGUCUUUCUGGAAAUGCUGAGAUUACAGUUCUACAACUCGAAAUUGAGGGGUUAGGUACAGAGCUGAACUUGCGUACUUUUGAUAUGACGUCAAAUACGUUCUUAAAGGAAAUUUGUUUAAAAUGCCCUGAAUACAUGGAUACCGAGGAAAACCCUGUUCAGAUCAUUACUACCCUAGACAACACAGAAGAAGAUCUGCUUACUCUAGAGUAUAUAAAGGCAGAUAAGAAUGGGCCAGAGUUUACAACCCAAUAUAAGAAUACAGAGCAGCUUAUAAAGUUUAAUUUUUCCUCUCUGGAUAUGCAUUUACACACUGAAGCAUUGUUAAAUGCAGUGAACUUUCUGAACAGCCUUUUACCACCUUCAAAGAAAAAGGAGGCUAUUGAAGAACCGGUUACAGUUGUUGAUGAGGAGAAAAAAGAAGAAUCUACUCAAAGUAGAAAGAUGAGUACAAAGAAGUCCAAAUUUGAAGAUGUUGUCAAUAUGCAUGUCUGUGCUGUAUUGACAUGCUUAAAAAUUUUCAUUCGAGGUCAGAAACGGAGAAUUUCCGAAAUAAGCAUUGAAGGUUUGGACUCAGAAGUAGUCAUGAGAAAAAAAGCAACAGAAGUGAUGGCAAAGUUGAAGAAUAUUGUUAUUCUAGAUUGUCAUGAAAAAGCUCUUUAUAAGAAGGCUGUUUCCAUUGUGGGGAAGGAAGUGUUCAGCUUUAAAAUGAUAUCUUAUGUUGAUGCUACAGAAGGGGAUGCCUACACAGAUAUGAAUAUCGUUGAUAGCUCUGUCAGUCUCACAGUGGGCUGCAUUCAAGUCAUCUUUGUAAAUAAGUUUGUCUCAUCAAUUCUGGCUUUUAUAAAUAAUUUCCAAACUGCCAAGGAAGCUGUAACUGAAGCAACAGUCCAAGCUGCAGGGAAGGCAGCAACAGGAGUCCUGGAAAUGGCUGAGAAGAGUACCCGAAUGGCUUUGGAUGUCAAUGUAAAGGCCCCUGUGGUUUUCAUACCCCAGUCUGCCAUGUCUACAAAUGUAAUUGUUGCAGAUUUUGGUCUGAUUACUGUAAAGAAUCAGUUCUCACUUGUACAAUCAAAAAUGCAUAUCAAGAUCCCUCCUAUUAUUGAUGGCAUAAAAAUUGGAUUAAGUGACCUAAAAUUAUAUCGGACAACCUUUAUAAAUGGCAAGUUUCAGUUUGAACUUCAGCUUCUGCAACCAGUGAACCUGGAUUUGGUUGUUGAACGGAAUUUGUCUUCAUCAUGGUAUCAUAGCAUUCCAGAUAUCAAAAUUAUUGCACACUUGAAACCCAUGAAUCUUAUUCUCAGCCAAGAAGACUUGACUGUUGUGCUAAGAACCCUAAAUGAAAAUUUACAAGACAGUGAAGACAAUUCUGUCACUCCUCCAACAGUGGAUAUUUCCAAGGAUGUAUCUACUAAUGAUCCACAAAUGAAUCAGAAGCCUGGAGGUACUACAGUUAUCACAUCAGCAGUGGUGGAAGCUCAAAAGCCUACCAGACUUAAAUCAACCCUUAAGUUGAACUUUCAGUUUGACUCUUUGACGCUGGUAUUGUAUAGCUCUGCAGGAACACAGAUUACAACUUUGGAACCAAGAGAUGAACAUCUGAAACUUGCACAAUUUACUUUAGGAUUGAUUUCAACUUCUGUAACAAUGCUUUCUGAUAGUUCCAUGAAGGCCUCUGUAAAACUUUCAAACUGUCUGCUGGAUGAUAAACGUCAGAAAGUACAGAAGGCUUCCUGCAGAAUGGUGGAAAUGAAAUCUGGAUCUGAAAAAAAUGUGAUGGUGGACAUAAAUUACAGACAGUCAGCUGAAGGCACUGUUCUUGAUACAGUUGUCCGGGACAUUUACCUUUGUGCUAGUAUGGAGUUUCUUCUCACAGUUGCAGAUGUCUUUGUUCAGGCUAGUCAGCAGAGUUACAAAGCUACUCAGAACACCACCAAGCAAGUGGUGGUUGCAACAAAAGAGCAAGUAAUUUCCUCUCAGCCAGUUGCCAGAAUGGAAAUAAAUGUGCAAGUGAAAAAUCCAGAGAUUGUUUUUGUAGCAGAUUUGUCAAGAGGAGAUGCACCAUCUUUGGUAGUCACAACACAGUGUGAAGUCAGCAUUAAAAAUGACUCCAAUAUUCAACAGAUGACAGCAACCAUUAAAGAUCUGAAAGUUGUUGCUUGUCCAUUUUUAACUGAAAUGAGAAAAAAUAACAUCACAACAGUUCUCCAUCCCUGUGAUGUGUUUUUUCAAAGCUUACAGAAUACAGCUCUGCCACAAGAAAUUGAGCUUGCUAUUAAAUCCCUUACUCUGAAGGUUUCACCAAUUAUUAUCAACACAGUAUUAACUAUCAUCUCAGCACUUUAUCCGACUGCAGAGACUCCAGCAGAACUAACCAGUCCAGUUCCACCAAAUUUGUGGGAUACAAAAGAUGCUAAAGAUCUUAAUCUAUGGUUUCUAGAAGAACAAACUAACACUGAAGACAAACCAGUGACUCCACUCAUUCCUACAGGAGAGUCUUUGAAAAUGAAUAUUGAAUCAAUAAUAGUCACACUUGAGGCUGGUAUCGGACAUAGAACUGUCCCAAUGUUGCUUGCAAAAUCUAGUUUUUCAGGGGAUGUAAAAAACUGGAGUACCCUCAUCAAUCUUCAGAGCAGUAUACAUUUGGAGGUACACUAUUUUAAUGAGAUACUGGGCGUCUGGGAACCUCUUUUGGAGCCCUUGGAGAAGGAAUCCACUGAUGAUUUCAGACCAUGGUCCUUAAAUAUUAAGAUGAAAAAAAAACCUUUAAAGCUCAAAGAAGAACAGGAUGAGGUUGAUUUCAGCAUUCCUGAUUACAAAACUAUUGUUACCAUUUCUUCCAAAGAUCAACUGAAUAUGACAUUGUCAAACUGUGGACUGGUAAUGCUUAGCAAUCUUGGCAAGGCAUUUGCUGAUGCAGCUAGCCAGACUGCAGAAAAUUUCCAGAAAGACCAAGCACCUUUUGUUGUGAAAAAUUGCCUGGGGACAUGUGUUUCCAUAUCACAUAGCAACACAUUCAGUGUGAUUGGUGUUGAAUCCAGGAAGAAGGUGUAUGAAUUGCAAGAUGGAGGAACUCUGAACAUGGAUUACCUGAGAACCAUGACAGAGACUGAGCAGUUCACUGCCAUGACAUGCAUGAGCAGCAAGACACAUUAUAUUCAGCUUACUCCAAAUGAUCAUUUUCCUGCAGACAGAAUUUCUUUGGAAAAAGUGGGACGUGGCAUGUAUAGUGUACUUCAUCAGGCCUCAGGAGUCUUACGAUAUAUUGUUUGUCAUAUUUACACCUUGGAAGGUAGCAAGGUGGUAACAAUACACUCUCCAUUUCAGAUUAGGAAUCAUUUUUCCAUACCAUUCAAGGUUUUUGAUGAUUCAAAGCUUCUUGGAGUAGUUGUACCUCAGGAAGACUUUUGUAUUCCACUGAACUCAUACAGAUCUGCCCUUAGCUUGCAGCCAGAAGAUAACACUGACGGAAGUUACGAAAAAUGUGAAGAAUUUACUUAUGACAUAGUUGUGAAACAACUGGAAUCCAGCAUGCAAAGGAAAUGUCAUCAUUCUGGGUCUAAUCUCCAGUCGUUUAUUAUAAAUUUAGUUACAGUGGAAGAUUCUGUAACUGUUGGCGCAAAAGAGGAUAAAUUAGACAAGCCUUAUACUGUUCACCUUUGGCCAACAGUUCUUUUGAGAAAUUUAUUGCCUUACUCUAUUACAUACUCUUUAGAGGAAAAUGAUAAUCACACUGUGACCGUGAAGGAAGGCCGUUCAUCUGAAAUUCAUACUGCAGUUAUAGACCACACUAAAUUAAAAUUAUGUUUAUUGAACUACCUCAAUCAGGACUGGACAGGAGAAUAUAAUAUUAAAAGCAACCACCCAGAAAUUGACUUCAUUCAGUUCAGUGCUCUCACUGAUGAUGACAAAACAGAACUAGACAUUGCUAUCCAUAUAACAUAUAAUGUUGGUCAAAUGGUUAUUGCUCUUCAUAGUCCUUAUUGGAUGGUAAACAAAACUGGACGGUUACUGCAGUAUAAAGCCGAUGAUGUUCACCGAAAGCACCCACUAGAAUAUGAAUCACCUCUUCUUUUUUCAUUUAAGCCAAAGAAUUUUUUUCAAAACAAUAAGGUUCAGCUUAUGAUAUCUGAUAGUGAGCUAUCUGAUGGUUUUUCUCUUGAUACUGUUGGCAGCUAUGGUGAUGUCAAGUGUAAAGGCCGUCAAAAGGAUUUUAUGGUGGGCGUAAAAAUAGAUGCCAGCAGCUUUAGCUUGACUAGAAUUGUAACCUUCAUACCAUUUUAUAUGCUGGUUAACAGAACACAAUUGCACAUUGAAGUCUCAGAAGAAGGGAAAGAAAAUUGGACAUCAGUUACAUCAAAUAAUUCUGUACCCUUUUGGCCUGAGAAAGAUUCAAAGAAACUUAUGAUAAAAAUUUUGGGAUGUGAGAUGCCAUCUCAAAUGAUAGACUUUUGUAAACAAGAAAAUGGUCAUCUACUGCAUUUGGACAACAAGUUUGGAGGUGUCAUUGUGGAUGUCGAUGUGAAUGAGCAUUCUUCAGUUAUCAGAUUCAGUGAUUACCAUGAUGGUGCUGCUCCUUUUCUAAUUAUUAAUCAAACAAAAUCAGAAAUCAUUGAAUAUUAUCAGAGCAAAGAAAAAGAGAAACUGGAAUUACAUCCUGGUAAAGCAGUUUAUUACACCUGGACAAACCCAACUAAAUCCAGAAUAUUAAAAUGGAAAUGUGGAAAAAUAACAGGAGAAUUACAUCCUGAACAAGAUAAUUUCUUGGAACAAAGCAAUAUUUAUCUUGUAUCAUUUUAUGAAGGACUUCAGCGGGUUGCAUUGUUCACAGAAGAUAUUCAAGUAUACAGACUUAUCUGUGACAGUGAAAAAGCACAACUUGCCGAACUAGAUGUUGUAAUAUCAUUACAAAAUAUAGGAAUUUCUUUAGUUAAUAACAAUUGCAAGCAAGAAGUCUCCUUCAUUGGCAUAACAAGCUCGGAUAUUGUGUGGGAAACCAAACCAAAGCCAAAAUCAAGAUGGAAACCUAUGAGCAUCAAGCACUCAGAAUUACUUGAAGCAGAAUUUAGGCGAUAUAUAGAGUCUGGUCCUGUGAGUGAUUCAAUUAUUGAUCUUGCACCAGAUUUCCAGGUAUUUUUGACACCUACUGGCUCAGAAAUGAAAAUGUUUCUCCCCAAUGAAGCACCAAUCAGAAGGAACUUCUUACCAGCUUUAAAAGUGGAGUACAGUGUUUCGGCACGGCAGAAGUCCUACAGAAUUCAGCUUUAUAGGAUACAGAUCCAAAAUCAGCUUCCUGGUGCUAUCUUUCCAUUUGUAUUUUUUCCUGUAAAACCUCCAAAGUCUGUCACAAUGGAUUCAGAACCCAAGCCCUUGGCAGAUGUCAGUAUAGUAACUCGUUCUGCUGGACACUCUAACAUAUCUCGCAUAAAGUAUUUUAAGGUGUUAAUUCAGGAGAUGGACUUCAAGAUGGACAUGGGUUUCUUAUAUGCUCUUACUGAGAUUUUUACUCAAGCAAAUCAAGAAGCAGUGGCAUCAGGACUAGAGGUUGAACUUUUCGAAAAGGAUGUUGAGUACAUUAAAAUGCAGCUAAACUCAGGUUCUUCCACGGACACCUCACCAGUUAGCUUGUAUGAAUACUUUCAUAUAUCUCCAAUCAAGUUACAUUUAAGCUUUUCUUUAAGCACUGGAGGAGAGGAUGGAAAUAGAGAAAAACGAGAUACUGAAUUUAUUCCUGUUCAGUCUUUGAAUCUGCUGCUCAAAAGUAUCGGUGCAACCUUAACAGAUGUUCAGGAUGUAAUUUUCAAGCUGGGUUUCUUUGAAUUGACGUACCAGUUCUGCACAACUCAGCAGCUUCAGUGGGAAGUAAUUAGACAUUACUCUAAACAGGCCAUAAAGCAAAUGUAUGUCUUAGUGCUUGGACUGGAUGUCUUGGGAAAUCCCUUUGGAUUAAUAAGAGGUUUGUCUGAAGGAGUAGAAGCCUUCUUUUAUGAACCCUACCAGGGAGCCAUUCAAGGUCCAGAGGAAUUUGUUGAAGGCAUGGCACUUGGAGUGAAAGCCCUUGUUGGAGGGGCUGUUGGUGGUAUAGCAGGAGCAGCUUCCAGAAUUACUGGUGCUAUGGCAAAGGGAGUAGCUGCUAUAACAAUGGAUGAAGAUUAUCAACAGAAAAGAAGGGAAGAAAUGAAUAGACAGCCAAGUGGUCUUAAAGAAGGCAUUACAAGGGGUGGAAAAGGCUUAGUGUCAGGUUUUGUUAGUGGAAUUACAGGAAUUGUUACGAAGCCUAUAAAAGGAGCUCAAAAAGAAGGAGCCACUGGCUUCUUUAAAGGAGUUGGUAAGGGCCUUGUGGGUGCUGUUGCUCGUCCUGCAGGUGGCAUUAUUGAUAUGGCAAGCAGUACAUUUCAAGGAAUUAAGAGAGCCACAGAGUCUUCUGAAGAAGUCGAAAGUCUCCGUCCACCUAGAUUCAUACAUGAGGAUGGAGUCAUUAGACCAUACAGAGAAAGAGAAGGUUUUGGUAGCCAAAUGUUACAGAAAAUAGAAAAUGGAAGAUUUGCCAAAUACAGAUACUUUGCCCAUGCAAAGGUGAAUGAUUCAGAUUUCUUCAUGAUCACAAAAAGUUGCAUAUUCUUUGUUACAAAAGGAACAUUUGGGCAACUAACUUGUGAGUGGCAAUACUGUUUUGAUGAGUUUACCAAAGAGCCAAUGAUAGUUGAAGGUCGAAGGCUCCGCAUAGAAGCUAAGGAAAGAGUAAAAUCUGUGUUUCAUGCCAAAGAGUUUGGAAAGAUAAUUAACUUUAAAACUCCUGAAAUUGCUAAGUGGGUCCUUAACAAACUAGAGGAUGCGAGAGAUAACCUAUCAAAGUGCUAAGAUGUCAACAUUACUGGACACUUUUACUUGCCUUGAAUUUUUGUGCAUGUUUGAAGUGUGUUUAUGUACAGUAAUUGUCAAUGUGCACAAAUCUAAUUCUAAAAUUGUUAAGCACAUUGUAAUGCAUUUUUUACAUUUAUUAUGGCCAUGUGGUAAUAGUAUAUUAUUUUUUAACUUUUAGGUAAUGAAUUAAUGAUUGAAAAGGGCAUUGCUCUUCCAGGAGAUUUUUUUAAGAACUUGGUUAUAUAUUAUGUCAGUUAUAUUUAUACAUUUACCCUGUAUCUUUUUCAUAACAGUUAAUUGUUUUUGUACCUUACACACUACAAUAUAUGAAACCUCUUCAAAACUUAACAAAGUUCAGGUGUGGGGGCAAAUUUUAUUAAUUUUUUAGGUAAAAUCAUACAUAAAGCAAAGUGGUAGUUCAUUCUUUAUGCAUGACAGAGAUAUUAUUUUUAGUAUUUAUUUUGUAUAUCCUAAAAUGAGUGUUGAUUUUUUAUUUUGACAUUCAUUUUUGAACUAGUGACAGUAUCUUCAAAGAUAUAUUAAAAGACAUGUUAAUAUGUAGAAUUAUUAGUUAUCCUUGUCACAUUAAAUUUGCUGAUUAUAUAAUGAUUUUAGUUGGUCACCUAACUUAGGUUGAAUUAUAAUGUUUUAAAAAAAAAAGCUUGAACGUUUUCUCACAUUUUACCCCUUACUCAUCAACCAUACAAAUAUAUGAAUAGAUUUGAUUUGGCUUCACAUAACACCUCACCUACUAGAACUAACCCUUUGUGUAUGGAAAUAAAUAAUUUGCUGAAAAUAUAUUAAUUUCAUAUGUUGAAUCCUGUACAAAGCUUUGACAUAUAGUGCAUUUUUAGUAACACAAUUAAAAUGUUAAAAAUGUAGUAAUAUAUUUUUUUCCUCAAAGGUGACCUUUUCUUUGCUUAAAUAUGAAGAGUCACUCUGAAGCCAGCUGCUGUACUAAAUGACAUAUAAAACCCCAUUUAACUUUGUGGGUAAUCUAAGUAAUAAUUUACCCCAGUUUGGUAAAACAUGAUACUGUUCAUGAAUAUAGCAACUCUUAAAAUUUCUGUAAACAGGAUUAAUGUUGAAAUGUGCUGAAAUAAUCAAAUUUUACGUUAUGUAUUGAUAAUGUGCAGUAUGCUACCUUGAUAUGUAGCAUUGCCUAAAUAGUUCAUGCCUGUCAUUUGCAAUAAAGUGCUUCCAUUUCAGUCUCUUACUCCCACAGCUUCAACCUUAGACUGUUUUCAAUGUAGUUAAAGGGAAAGACAGGGUUUGACCAACCUAAUUGUGAAAUCUCCUGAGAAAGUGCUAGCCACCUGUAUCUUCUUAAUCGUAACAAAUGGAAAAACAAUAACGUCAAAACAGGAACAUUUUAUUGAUAUUGAUAAACUUUAUAAUUUUAUUCAUCCAGCUUCACAUAGUACUGAAUCAUGUUUGCUUGACUUAAUAAAACUGGUAUUGUACACUAUUAAUAACAACAUUAGGGUUGCUUAUGUUUCAAUCCACUGUUAACACACUCAUUUUAUGAACCAUGUUUAUGUGAGAUCUUUCUGUAAAUAGUAGAGGAAAAAAUUGACUAAUCAUAAAUUCUUCAAAUUAAUUUAUUUAUUAAGCCUUCAGAAGAUCAUGAAGUAUAUUUUAAUUGAGUUAGUACUUUUAAUAACAUACUUUGUUUUUUUCUGUAUUAACACAGUUUAAUGGAAUUAGUUGUGAAUUCUUUACUUAAGUUUUCAGAAAAUUGAAUCAUUCUAUAGCUAGUUAAUGUCAAAAAUUUUAAGUAAUUUUUUUUCCUUUGCAUUUACAUGUUGUCUUUAUUCCCUAGACAUAGGUUUAUUUUUUCUUUAGUAGAUCAAUUAUACUUAACUCCAGUACAAAUGUUAACCAAUGUCAUUUUCAUCAUAUGUGGGUUGACUAGUCCAAAACAAGAGUUAAGGCAACUUUUUGCUAAGAUUACGAGUAAAUUAUAGUUUAAAAUGAAGAAAUUUCAUAUCCUGAAAACUGUGUAGUAAAAUAUUAAAGUGCUGAACUGGCUAUUACCAGUCUUAGCAGUUUGUAACACUUUGUAAUUGCUGUAUCUGUGAGUGUAACAUCAUGAACAUUAACAGUGCUAAUCUAAGACAAUAAGUGUGUUAAAUUUGUGAAAUUUAGGAUGAGAACUUCAGGCCUUCCAACACAGUGAUGUGAUUUACCUUAUAAGAACAGCGAAUGGAUAUCAGUGCAGCAUACCUUACAAUACAGCACUAAUUGCCAAUGAGAUUAUCCCAGAACAAGGAGUUAGCUAAAAGUGGUGCCAUAAUUUUGUAUUUAAUAUCAUUCUGGGUCAACUCAUAACUUCUAAACAAUUUCCCCCAUUGAGCUUGACACAUUGUUAAUAUACAAUUUUAAAGCAUUGUUUUAUUUUCUUAUAGAAAUUGAAGUGUCCUACACAUAUCAUAGUGCAAUAUUUCGUUUGACAAAUACACAUGUGGGUCAUAAAAAGCUGUCUGUAUACUAUAUACAACUUCUUGUUUCAUUAAUAUAAUAUUCUUCCCAUCUUAACUCAGGGCCGCCUGGGUGCAACUAUAUAAUGCUAAUUCAGAAUGUAAAUCAGAGACCAGUUUUGUAGGUAAUGUUUUAUUAAAUAUUAACUAGUACUGCGAAAUAGAAUUUAAAAAGCACCAAACUAUGCAUUAAAUACGUUAAUUCUGAUCUUGUGUCAGAAGGUGAAAGAGAUACAGAUGGGUUAACCAUUCCAGUUCAUUUGACAGACUGAUAUCCACUGCACUAGACAGGUAAUAAUCCCAGUUUUUUCAGUAUAUAAUAAUGGCCUUCCUUUCUGAGUACUGUUUACACUAUUCUAUCCCUUAUGGUUUACAGGGGUAGUAGAAGCAAAACUAUUUUCUACAUUUCUAUUGUAUCCUAUGUAUAAUCAUGUAGUAUUGUAGAUGAUCCACUUUAACAAAUGCAAACUUUAAGCAGUAUAGGCAAAAUAAAAUAAUUUUUGUUGUAACAUCACAUGCAUGAAGUAUUAGUUUGGUCAUAAAAUAUAACAGUUGAAGGAAAAGUGCACUAUUUACAUCCUAAGAAACCAACUGCAAUCUUGAUUUCACUUAAUUAGUAAGUACUUCAUUUAAUAUUUUGAUUAUGUACACUGAAAGGAAUAUGUAAUUCACAACUUUGUUCUAUUUUCUAUGCUUUAAUUUUGGCUUAGGAGAGAUGUAUUCAGUUUUUAAUUCAGUGUAAAAAUAGACGGUUUUUUUACAAACUGUGUGCAGUAUUUUUUUUUUGAACUUCCUGCAUUGUUUAUGAUAUAAAUUAGAUGUUUACUUAGUCCAGUUUGCGAGCAAAGCCUUAAUUUCUCUGUCCAACUCAUGAUGUACAGAAUUUGCAUAUCUUUUUUUCCACUGGUUUCUGUACAGCUUUUUAUAAAUCUAAAUUGCAGCAUGUUAACUGUUAAAACAUAUUAAAUGGUGGGUUGCAGACAUGUAUACAGUUAAAACUUUGUCAGUAUGUUUUAAGUGUACAGUAUAGUUUACCUGUAAGAAUAACAUAUGGACUGAUGAAUGCAACGUGUAAUCUGCAGUGUUCUAAAAUUGUAAAUUGUAUGGCUGCAGUGGUAAAAGAAAUUGAAUAAAUGUGUUUGUAUGUUCUGUAUAUCUGUUAGUAAUUAAAGGAAAAAGUGCAAUUUCUGGCCUAGCUGUACUGAAUAAAAAUUGGGGGAGAAGUGAACAAAA